Mobula hypostoma (lesser devil ray) is the source of this 2453-nucleotide messenger RNA. RefSeq names its product mitochondrial ribosomal protein L39 (gene mrpl39). Gene Ontology annotation, molecular function: RNA binding; nucleotide binding. Gene Ontology annotation, cellular component: mitochondrion. The record is from RefSeq and is a predicted model, not a curated record. Bases 360 to 1403 code for a protein of 347 amino acids. The transcript is spliced from 10 exons. Lineage: Eukaryota; Metazoa; Chordata; Chondrichthyes; Myliobatiformes; Myliobatidae.
AGCAUCUCCGGAGUUAUGAGAGUUGGCGAAGACGGGUGGGAUCUUGCUGUGCCUCUCUGCCCGCAGGCAGAGACAGUGCCAGGGAUAGCCGGCAGAGGGAGCAGCUCCGCUCCCCCACCCCUUACGCAGCACGUCCUCUGACGCGCACGCACGGCGGAAUCUGCCACGUGACGUCAGACGCAGGCGAGCUGGGCGGCGAGGCGGAAGGGGGGAGAGUGGAGUGACGGUAGGGGUCGCGGACCUCGUAGACUUUCCGUGCGCGGUCAGCGGCUCCAUUUGGUCCUGACUGGUUCCCCGGGAAACGGGAGAGCGCGAGUCGCCGCUGCAUUCUCUGCAUCUCUCUACCUUGUGCCAUCGCCAUGGGAGUCCGCGGUGUUCGGCGGAUUUGGGCUCGAUGCGGUCGGCUUCUCUCAACAUCGGCAGCCUCCCGCCUGUCAAAUGCGGAGCUGCUUCAGAAACGCAGCAAGCUGUUUGAUCAGGAGAAGGCCAGGCAGCAAACUCUGCUACCGCGGAUCGAGAAGAUCGAAGUUAAACACGUGGGGAGGCCUGAACCAGGAGCAGUGUUCAUCAUGAACAAGGGCCUAUCAACCCCCUACAAUUGUGCCAUGCACAUCAGCAACUGGUGUGUCAAGAGGUCUAUACUUGCACUUGUUGACGGAGAGGUCUGGGACAUGUACAGACCCCUGGAAAAAUCCUGUGACAUCCAGUUCCUCACCUUUACUGAUGAGAACCCUGAAGCUGUUAACCAGGCUUAUUGGCGGUCGUGUGCCAUGAUGAUGGGUUAUGUCCUUGAAACGGCUUUUAAAGAUGAAUACGCUGUUGAACUGAUCCGAGCACCGGAAAUACCAGUGAUCGCUGGAGCUUUCUGUUAUGACGUGAUACUGGACAGCCGGUUGGAUGAUUGGACACCCUCACAGGAGAACCUACAGUCCCUGACUCAAGAGGCUCACAGACUUAUCCACAAAAACCUGCCCUUUGAGUUGCUGGAGGUACCACCCAAGGUGGCCCGGGAGAUCUUCGAGGACAACAAACACAAACUGGCGGUGAUUGAGGAGCGGGCUUCCCGCCACCCCAGGAAACUGGUAAAGCUGUACAGGUGCGGUGAUUUUGUCGAUGUCAGUGACGGACCACACAUCUCCCGCACUGGAAUCUGCUCACAGUAUGAGAUCACUGCUGCCCACAAUCUGGACACGAGCCAGUCUGGCCUGGAGCGCAGGUUCCAGGGGCUCUCACUACCCCUUCACCUGAAGACCUUUUACUCUGUAUGGGGAAGACUGAGGCAGCGAUCCCAGAAACUGGUUACAGCGGACAGAAAUCAAACGGACAACAGAAGUCAAGCAACAGCGUUCGAGGAGAUUGGAAGGAGAGAGACUCAGCAAGAAAGGGCAUCCAGUCUGCUUUAGUUACUGAAUAAAUGGACCAAUUGUAUACAGUAAAACGAAAACCUUUCUCUAUUGAAUCCUUUGGAGCCGAGCUCUGUGAAGCUACAGGCUGGCAGAGUUGAAUCUCCUGGCGUGUGCUCCCAGUGACAAUGAGAUGGAAUAUCUGAUAUAACCGGCUGACGAAUCUGGGAAGGCAUCACAUUUGGGUCUGACCCUUGACCUUGUCUUUACUUAGCCCUGCGCUGAAGAUGCAGCAGCUAACCAGAAUCAGUCUCAGUCAGCACCUCUUUGUAAUUUUGUUGUUUGUUAGAAGUUCCAGCAUUUUAAUUAAAUUGUUCCUUUAAAACUGUCUGUCUCCUGGGAGGUUGCCAGCAGUGGUAUUGUAUGGGGCUGCAGGAACGUCAGUGGUCUGUGUCCACGGGGAGAGCCUUUGGCUUGGCUUAGUGGGUGUAACUGCACUGCAGUGUGCAUCUACCAAGAGUACCACACUGAUGGAAACAGGCCCUUCAGCCCAGCUUGUCCCUGCUAACCAAACUGCCUGACUCAGGGGAAAAAGACAUUGGCUCUCCACACUAUCUAUUCUGCUCAUCCUAAACACCUCUAUCAAAUCACCUAUCAUUCUUUGCUCCAAAGGGAAAAACCCAAGCUUGCUCAACCUACCCCUCAUAAGACAUGCUCUCCAAUCCCGGCAGCAUCCUUGUAAAUCUGAAGCACAUUCUCUAAAGUUGACCAUCUUGUACGGUACUGUAGUUGUCAACGGGGAGCAGAGAGCAAGUUUGCAAAAGGAAAGGAUGUUGGGAAUGGGGAAUUGUGAAGGUGCAGGUGCCGUGGGAGCGUGUGGGACAGGUGGCAGAAAGGAGUUCCCAGGUCGGGGGGGAGGGGUAACAUUGGUGCAGACACCUCUGCCCUAGACACCAGGUAAUGUAAUUUGCUUCCAAACAGUUGGUCUAUUGAUCAUUACAGAACGUGUCUCUGGUGCUUCCCUCCCCCACCUCUCUCCCUUUCCCUUUUCCCAGUCAUGAUUCCCUUCUCUCUGCCCCCUUCCCACUCUCAGUCCACAACAGAGACCCA